Molecule: messenger RNA, 267 nt
Organism: Racocetra persica
Lineage: Eukaryota; Fungi; Glomeromycota; Glomeromycetes; Diversisporales; Gigasporaceae
Source: the annotation of a GenBank genome assembly
GUAAACUAAAAGCUGGGGAAACUGUUGUUGUGUCGGGUGCUGCUGGUGCAACAGGAAGUGUGGUUGGUCAAAUUGCAAAAAUCAAAGGUGCAAGAGUAAUAGGCAUAGCCGGCUCUCCUGAUAAAUGCGCUUGGAUAGUAGAUGAAUUGGGUUUCGAUGUUGCCUUAAAUUAUCGUGAUCCCGAUUUCCCUAAGCAAUUAACCAAGGCAACGCCAAAUUAUAUAGAUGUAUAUUUUGAUAACGUUGGGGGUGACAUAUUAAAUCUUU